Messenger RNA from Helobdella robusta, 529 nucleotides. RefSeq lists its product as hypothetical. The coding region runs from base 97 to 447 and encodes 116 amino acids. The transcript is spliced from 5 exons. Gene Ontology annotation, cellular component: cytosolic large ribosomal subunit; ribosome. Gene Ontology annotation, biological process: translational elongation; cytoplasmic translation. Gene Ontology annotation, molecular function: protein kinase activator activity; ribonucleoprotein complex binding; structural constituent of ribosome. NCBI's taxonomy places the organism in Eukaryota, Metazoa, Annelida, Clitellata, Rhynchobdellida, Glossiphoniidae. The record is from RefSeq and is a predicted model, not a curated record.
GCAUUUUCUGAAAGUACACUGCUCUUUUAACAAGCUUAGGCCAGUCCGGCGGCGUGUAUUUAUUUAGAAGUAAUCCAUUAAAAACAAAUUGAAAUAAUGGCUUCAACAGUUGAACAACUUGCAUGUACGUACGGCGCAUUGAUCCUGGCCGACGAUGAUAUCACCAUCACGGCAGAAAAGAUCAGUACAUUGUUGAAGGCUGCAGAUGUCGAUGUUGAACCAAUUUGGCCUUCCUUGUUUGCCAGAGCUCUCACUGGGAUGAACAUCCGAGAGUUAGUGUCAAAAGUAGGAAGUGUGGGUGCUCCAUCAGGUGCACCUGCCGGAGGUGCCCCUGCCACUGGAGCUGCUCCUGCUGCUGAAGCUAAAAAAGAAGAGAAGGAAGAAAAGAAAGAGGAGGAGAAAGAAGAAGAGGAAGAUGAGGAUAUGGGCUUUGGUCUGUUUGACUAAACUUUGAAGCAAAACCGAGACUGUUCUAAUUUUUAUCAUUAAAUUUUUUAUUUAUUUCAAUGAAUAAAAAAUUUUCUCCACA